AUGUCUGUAGAAGACUCUUCGCCAUGCUCCCCGCGUGUCAACGCCACCACACGACCACGUAAGAUUUGGACCCCUGAAGAAGAUGUGACAUUGAAGACGCUCGUUGCUCGCUACGGAGACGCACGAGGCCCCCAGGGACACUGGAAGGAUAUUGCCGCUGCACUCCAAGACCGCACUGCCAAGGACUGUCGAAAGCGAUGGUUUCACUCUCUUGAUCCGUCUAUCAAAAAGGGUCGAUGGACAACACAUGAAGAUCAGAUUCUAUUGUCGGCUUAUGCCCGGAUGGGCCCCGCAUGGCACGACAUCGCCCUCCUGAUACCUGGGAGGAAGGAUGACCAAUGUUCGAAAAGAUACAUGGAUAUCUUGAGUCCAAAAGUCAAAGACCGCCUUAGCGGAUGGUCACUACAAGAAGACGAAAUUCUACGAGAAGGUGUUCGGACGCUUGGUCACCGGUGGUCUGCUUUAUCGGCAAAGCUGCCAGGCCGGCCACCUCUCACCUGUCGUAACAGAUGGAGAGCACUAUCAAAAACAUCGAAAAGGCCUCUAGAUACAGGAACACCUUCCCCACGGUCACUUGCCACAACGAAUCGUGGCGAUGCUACGACAUCAGAUGCUCCCGAACCCUCCUUAAACUCGCUCCGAGUAGCAACUGAAGCUGAUACCGACAUCAGCAACGUCAUCGAUAUCGAUGAUAUAGCCACAUCUAUGGUGGAUUUGAGCACAGGGCUAUAUACGGACGACUUUCGCUUUGUCGGCGAUGCAGCGUCAUACGAUUCAAUCCUAAACCAUUCCUAA
This is a messenger RNA of Colletotrichum scovillei, 795 nucleotides long. RefSeq names its product transcription factor. The record is from RefSeq and is a predicted model, not a curated record. NCBI's taxonomy places the organism in Eukaryota, Fungi, Ascomycota, Sordariomycetes, Glomerellales, Glomerellaceae. Bases 1 to 795 code for a protein of 264 amino acids. The transcript has 3 exons.